Messenger RNA from Ostreobium quekettii, 732 nucleotides. The record is from the annotation of a GenBank genome assembly. Lineage: Eukaryota; Viridiplantae; Chlorophyta; Ulvophyceae; Bryopsidales; Ostreobiaceae.
AUGGCGUCGGAGCGCGGAAGCAGCAAGUACUCAGUUUUGCUGCCGACGUACAAUGAAAGAGACAACAUCGCCCUGGUGGUGUGGCUGCUGAACAGAACGUUCGAGGCAGCGCGAAAGUCAUUUGAAGUCAUUGUGGUCGAUGACAACAGUCCAGAUGGGACGCAGGAUGUGGUGAAGAAGCUGCAAAAGGCUUAUGGGGAGGACAAAGUGGUCCUGAAGCCACGGCCCGGCAAACUUGGGCUGGGAACCGCCUACCUUCAUGGCCUCCAAUAUGCAACGGGGCACUUUGUGAUCAUUAUGGACGCCGAUCUUUCCCAUCAUCCCAAGUACAUACCAGACUUCAUCAGGAAACAAGAAGACACAGACUGCGAUGUUGUGACGGGAACCCGGUAUCUAAAAGGCGGGGGUGUCUAUGGGUGGGAUCUCAAGAGGAAAAUAACAAGCAGGGGGGCGAACAUACUUGCUGCCACACUGUUGCAACCUGGGGUUUCCGACCUGACAGGGUCAUUCAGGCUUUUCCGCAAAGAGUGCAUCCAGAAACUCAUGCAGGACACCAAAUCGAAAGGAUACGCGUUUCAGAUGGAAAUAAUUGUGCGUGCAAGCCACAUGGGCUACAAAGUGGAAGAGGUCCCCAUUGUCUUUGUUGACCGUUUGUAUGGUGAAUCCAAACUGGGAGGGGCAGAGAUUGUCAUGUACCUCAAAGGCCUUGUUCAGCUGUUCUUCAGCUUGUGA